This is a messenger RNA of Cydia pomonella (codling moth), 1401 nucleotides long. It is a transcript of the gene MagR, whose product is annotated as iron-sulfur cluster assembly 1 homolog, mitochondrial. The record is from RefSeq and is a predicted model, not a curated record. Gene Ontology annotation, biological process: iron-sulfur cluster assembly. NCBI's taxonomy places the organism in Eukaryota, Metazoa, Arthropoda, Insecta, Lepidoptera, Tortricidae. Gene Ontology annotation, cellular component: cytoplasm; mitochondrion. The coding region runs from base 126 to 521 and encodes 131 amino acids. The transcript is spliced from 3 exons. Gene Ontology annotation, molecular function: 2 iron, 2 sulfur cluster binding.
AAGAGUGACAAUACCUUGACAUUUUAUUUUUAAUCAUUUGACAGAAUCUAAAUCCCAUGAAAAUUCAAAAAUAAUAUAAAUAAUAUAGACCAAUAUUAUGAAACAGUAAGGAAAAAAAAUACGUUAUGGCGACCAAAACUAUUGCAAGUGCCACUGUGAGGGCUGUGAAGAAGCGAUUGCUGCCUGCUCGUGCUGCCCUGGUGCUUACUCCCUCGGCAGUAAACAAGAUCAAGGAAAUAAUGGCUAAAGAAGAGGCUAAAGGAUUCAUCGGGCUUAAAGUGGGUGUCCGGCAAAGAGGUUGCAAUGGGCUCUCCUACACACUGGAUUAUGCUAAAACUAAAGAGAAAUUAGAUGAAGAAGUAAAACAGGACGGAGUCACGAUUAUUAUAGACAAGAAGGCACAGUUAACAUUAUUAGGAACUGAAAUGGACUUUGUAGAGAAUAAAUUAGCAGCAGAGUUUGUGUUUAACAACCCAAACAUCAAGGGCACCUGUGGAUGCGGAGAAUCCUUUAGUAUAUAGAAAAUACUAGAUAAGAAAGCAUUCAUGCUAGUAGUAAUAAAUUAGAAAAGUUGCUCUAUGCAGUUUAAUAAUACUUUAUCUCAAUAACCGUUUAAAAGUCUUGAGUAUUCUGUAUCAAACAGUAGCAUAAAAUAAGGAUGCUUAACAUGAAGAAUUUCAUACAAUUACAGUGCGAGCGGGACAGCAAUAUAUUUAUGUGCAUGCAAUAGACAUAGGAACCGACGGGUCAAUGUACAAAAUUCCUUGAGUGAAGUAUCCUUUCUUUACUCUAUGCACUUUAUUAAUAUUAUCUCAAAUCUCAAUAACCAUUUAACAGUCUUGAGUAUUUUGUAUCCAACAGUAGCAUACAUAUUUAAAAAAAUGAUCUGUAAUGAGUGAAGAUUUUUAGACAACUUGACUGAAGAUCGACACUUUAACAAGGGCACAAAUGCUAUGCUUGAUGUUCCAGCCAAUUAGAUACAUUUAUGCUGCAAUAAAUCUAGAAAUUGACCAUAGGUAUGAAGAAAAAAACCACUCCAUUCUAUUUUCAAUGCAGAAAGCGACCAAAUCCACUGAGUUAUGGUGUAAGUCACUUUGACAAAAAUAAAAAGUUGGUUGCUUGCUACAGAACUAUGGUCAAUUGAUAUUAUAUCUUGAAAUCAUGCAACAGUAUUCUCUUUUACAGAACAUCUGAUAAACCACAUUACUUUAAUAUUUGAGAUCAUGAUUGCAAUCUUAUGUGGCAAAAAAAAUAUUGUGACUGAAACCAACAUGGUUGGCAAUUCGAUGUAUAUUUUUGUAAUAUACCUGUAAGUUAUAUGCUUAGCUAUAGUUAAAAAAAGGAAUUUUGUUAAUUUAUCUGAUCUAUCUGAACUAUUAAAUAGAUUGAACAAUAAAAGUU